Messenger RNA from Terrapene triunguis (Three-toed box turtle), 1269 nucleotides. Its product is annotated as ETS domain-containing protein Elk-4-like. Lineage: Eukaryota; Metazoa; Chordata; Testudines; Emydidae. The transcript is spliced from 5 exons. The record is from RefSeq and is a predicted model, not a curated record. Bases 1 to 1269 code for a protein of 422 amino acids.
AUGUCAGUCCUUCGGGAGACCUUCACACCAAGCCAGAAUAUCAUCAAAAAAGUGAAUGGUCAGAAGUUUGUGUACAAGUUUGUUUCUUAUCCGGAGAUUUUGAAUAUUGCUCCACUGAUGGUGGGCAGGAUUGAGGGAGACCCCGUGAUGGCUGGCUUUGCAGAAGUCAGCAGUGCUCCGAAGGACCUGGAAAACGGAGUGAAAGAGAAGUCCCAGACCUGUGCUAAAUCAUCCAGCCGCAAUGACUAUAUCCAUUCAGGCCUGUACUCUUCUUUUACUCUGAACUCCCUGAACUCCUCCGGUGUGAAGCUCUUCAGGUCGGUCAAGAUUGAGAAUCCAGCUGAGAAACUGGUGGAGAAAAAACCUGCUCAGGAUUUGACACCUUCAGUCAUAAAGUUUGUGACCAUGCCCUCCAAAAGGCCUGCAGUUGCACCCCUUGCCUCCACUCUUCCUACAGAAUCAGAAGAAACUCUCCAGACCUUGGAGACUCUAGUUCCACCAAAAUUAACUCCCACUGAAGCUCCAGCCCCUUUGCCAAACUUCACCACCACCUUCACCUCAACACCACCUGCAUCUUCCAUUUCUCCCACUCUGGAGGUUCCUUCCACACCCCCUUCACCACCCUUGAGUUCUAACCCUGACCUGGACAUUGACACGGACAUAGAGUCGGUGGCUUCUCAGCAGUUGGAGCAGUCUCAGAACCCUCAGCACCUAUCACCAGAGGCCAGAGAGCACGAUUUGUCUGUGCUAGAGAAGGAUCUUGCCAAUCACGUCUCCAGAGCUAAAAAACCCAAAGGGCUGGAGCUAGCUCCCACUCUUGUCAUUACAGGCAGUGAUCCAAGCCCACUGGGGAUACUAAGCCCUUCUCUCCCUACUGCUUCUCUUACUCCAGCAUUUUUUUCACAGACUCCCAUCUUGCUGACAGACGAGUGGUAUUUGAGCCACUCACUAAUUCUGAAAUCAGAGGUUUACCAAUACAAAGACCCAGACAAUCAGAUUUUGAUUUGUGUCUCAAAUAAUGAUGUCAGUAUGAGAGGUUCACUGAGUUUUGUCUUUCUAGUCAUUCUGCGAGACUCAGAUGAUUCCACCUUUCUACUGAUGUUAGACCAUCGCAGUUUGCUAGUCAGCCUCAGUGUGUGCGAGGAUAGCACAGUCGUCAGUAUACUGAAGAACACAGUGGAGGUCAUCCCAUCAUCAAGUAGCCUAAGAAUGCAAAUGAACUUCAAUGGACAACUGAACCUAGACAUCACCGUCCAUAACACUUCAUGA